Galdieria sulphuraria is the source of this 3196-nucleotide messenger RNA. Its product is annotated as protein transporter. Gene Ontology annotation, biological process: protein import into nucleus. Gene Ontology annotation, cellular component: nuclear envelope; cytosol. The transcript is spliced from 2 exons. The record is from RefSeq and is a predicted model, not a curated record. Bases 13 to 3090 code for a protein of 1025 amino acids. Lineage: Eukaryota; Rhodophyta; Bangiophyceae; Galdieriales; Galdieriaceae. Gene Ontology annotation, molecular function: small GTPase binding.
AUAAGCGUUGGGAUGGACCGUGACUCACUUGAACGCAUACUUCAAGGCACUUUUAGUUCCGAGUCAAAUGUUCGAAAAUAUUCCGAAAAAUUUAUAGAAGAACACAAGAAUUCGAUUGGUUUUCUUUCUUGUUUAGUACAAGUUCUUCAAGAGGAAGCGAUAACUCUUGAAGUUAAGUUGGCAGCUGCAGUGCAAGUAAAAAAUUUGGUCAAGUCUUCCUGGAAACGAGACAAUUUGUUUAUUCCUUUGCAAGACCAACAAUAUGCACUGGAAAACUGGGUAGUUUUAACUUGCCAAUCACCGUCAAAGCUACAAGCUCCUUUAGCUGAGGCUUUUCAACGUUUGGUACGUGAAGAGUUUCCACAACGUUGGCCAAACUUGGUUCAAUCUUUGGUGUUUGAAAUUGGCAAUAGCAAUAAUGUGAAUCAUUUGCGUGGUGCUUUGUUACUUUGUCGCAUCUUACUCAAAUCAUACGAAUGUUAUUCCACUGGAGAGAAUCAAGUUCAACAGGAAAUUUAUUUGAACAGCAUCGUUUCUGCUCUAUUUCCAACCAUUGAACAAGUUAUCCAAAAACUUUUGGAGAAUCCAAGCAGAGAAGACUUUCAGGAACUUUUGAAGCUGGUGUCCAAAAUCUUUUGGUCGGCAACCAGCGUAACCAUUCCUGAGUACUUGAGAAGUAUUCCAGUUUUUUCAAAAUGGCAGCAUUUCUUUCUCCAUUUAUUUGGAUUGUCUCUGCCAAAUGUCAAUGUUGAUGAUCCUCAGUUGGUGCAUUGGAAGACCAAGAAGUGGAUAGGUCAUAUAUUUUUACGAUUCAUUCAAAGAUAUGGUGACUCAUCAGAAGUGAAAGAUGAGGCAAUGGUCGUAUUUGCGAAUCAAUUUUCGGAAUCUUUUUCGUUACCCAUUAUAGAAACUACGAUUCAUUUACUGGAAUGGCCAUCAAAAGGCAAAUGUUUAGUAGAACGUGUAGCUAACUUGUGCAUUUCAAUACUGGAGAGUGCCACCACUCAAUCAAAGUUAUGGAAACCAAUGAAGCCUCACAUGAAGGAGAUUCUGCAGUCCAUUAUUUAUCCUUAUUUGUGUUUCACUGAUAAGGAUCUGGACCUGUGGAGACAAGAUCCUCAAGAAUAUAUACGCGACUCUUUUGACUUUGUUCAGGAAUAUUUUUCAGCCCGUUCUGCAUCUUGUUCCUUUCUCAGUACGGUUGCAUGUGAUAAGAGUUUCAAAGUUUUGGAGCCCUUAUGGAAACUUUGUAUGGAAAUAUUGCAACAAUAUUCAACUCUCCCAAACGAACAUAAAACCAAAGAAUUAUUAGCCAGGAAAAAGUAUGGAGUUAUUAUGGCAAUUGGUAAUAUGAGGAGGAAGCUUUGUGGUUCUUCUCAAUGGAGACAACAACUGAAGGAAGUAUUGAACAAAUAUAUUAUUUACGAGUUUCAAAGUCCCUUUAUGUUUCUUCGAGCAGCAACAUGUUGGCUAUUGGGUGAACUUGCCAGUGAGGAUGAAUUUCCGUUUGAUUCGCUUUCGUUAGACUGGUUAAAGAGUUAUAUAAAUUGUUUGACUGAUCAGGAUAUUGUCGUUCGAGUUCGUUCCAUCGUUGGUUUGCAACGUUUGGUGGAACAAGACGCUAUUGCUAACUUCCUGAGACCUUAUGUAGGCCACAUUUUACAAACAAUAUUUCAACUAUUUGGACAAGUUGAUCAAUCCGAAUUAUUAGAUACACUGGAGUGUCUCAUAGAGAAGUAUUCACAGGAUUUGGCUCCGUAUGCUACCGAAAUUUGUGAGAAGUUGAGAGAUGCCUUUCUGUUUUACAUAGGAAGAAUGGAAGGGGAAGAACAACGCUCUGAAGAAGAAGAGGAAAUUUCUUUGAGUAUUAUAGGCUGUUUGAAUGGAAUCGACAGUAUGCUGGAAACUGUGGAAGAUGAACCAGACAAGUUGGAAAUCAUUUCUCAUAUACUUUUUCCAAUCUUUCAAGGAAUGUUUCACGAAGGAAGAGAAGAAUAUUUGGAUGAGACUUUUAUGAUUAUAGAAAGUAUAUUUAUGUAUUCCAAAACUGUCUCUGCUUACUUUUGGUCUUUUUAUCCUUUGUUGUUUACCUGUGUGGAGUCGCAUUCGGGGUUAUCAAGUUUUUUGGAUUCUAUAGCAUCAUUACUAGAAUGUUUUGUAAGAUAUGGAACCAAAGAAUUCUUGACUGGUAUGAGUAGUGAUGGAAUUCCUUACCAAAAUAGAAUGAAGAGCUUUGUGCAGUUUUUGCUUGACAAAACAGAUAAUAUUGAUCAUGAAGCAGGCCUCGAAUUGUUAGGAACUUUGUUGAGAAGUUGCAAAGAUAGGAUUACAGAACAUUUGAUAUUCUAUUUGGAUAUCUUCAUUCAUUCCUUAAGAAAGUCUACUUCUCAAGAGCAAGCUAUGAUGAACAAUAUGGGAGCUUUGGAAAACACGGUUUUAUCGAGUUUCUUUUAUAACGACUCCAGAACUGUAUUUGAGUUGUUAGAGAAAGGUCGAAUUUUAGAACAAGCAAUACAAAGAUGGAUCGAAUCCAGCAGAGACUUGGAUACAAAAAGAGAGACGAAGAUAUUCGUUCUCGGAGCCAGUGAAUUGAUGGCAAAGGUUGCUUCACAACGUUUUGCAGAAUAUUCUUCACUAUUUAUUUUAGUUGGUACUCGGCUUGUCCAAAUUCUGAAUGAUUCGCUGCUCAAAGCAGAACAGUCUGCAAUUUCUAGAAGUAAGUUGAAGGGGUUACAGUUUCCAAAAGCGUAUGUUGAGGAAGAGUCCGAAGAAAUACUUGAAAGUGAUGAAGAAGUGGAAAACAAAACAUUUUCUGUUAUUGAAUCUUCUCUAGGAGGUUCUUUGGAUAAUGCAUCGAUCCAAGAUAUCAUUUCCAGUUCGUUUGAUUCGGAAGAGUGGGAGGUUAGUUCGGAAGAUAGUGACACCCUAGAAAGUGUAGACGAGUUCGAAUACUUUACAGAAGUAUUUCAGUGGCUAAAUACUGUUCAACCGCAAGUAUGGUUGUCUUGUGCAAAUAGCUCAACGGUGGAUAUGCAAAGUUUAUUGCAAAAAUUGGAACAGCAAAGAAAAGUGAAAGUGUCUAAUCCAUAAAUAUUUUUUAGUCUGUUAGAUUUCUUGAAACGAUGAGUCAUUUUCAUAGUAGCACACUUCAACUGGAAGGCAAUGACUCCUUAUAUCCCAUAGCGGUCUUAAUAGA